AUGAGAAGAUAGCGUAGAUGAUUCGUAAAUACAAGAUCGCGUGCUCUACUAUGAAGCGCAUAAGUGCAUAAACAUUAGGGUUUGGCUGAUCUGCUAAUCAAGACUCCGCGCGCUUCGACCUCAGAGUUGUUCUGACCUCAGUCAUCAUCGUCUCUGCUUAUUCGAGUAUAUUCACAUCCAAGCAUCAAACAGCUCGUAUAAGAUCGAACAAGACAGUGUCGCUUUUGAUAGGAUAAUAGACAGAUCAAGAGAAGAAAGAUGGGUCAAGGACAGUCUGGAUUACCCCCUGGCGGAUUCCCGGAUGAGAAUAAUGGAAAGGAGAAGAAACAAGAGAAGCCGAAGUACGAGCCGCCCCCAUCGACUCGGAUAGGCAAGAAGAAACGCAAAGGACCCGACAGCUCGACCAAGCUGCCAACAGUGUUCCCGACCACUCGAUGCAAGCUCAAGCUCUUAAAGAUGGAUCGAAUCAAGGAUCAUCUACUUUUGGAGGAGGAGUUUGUGCAGAACCAGGAACGGCUGAAGCCGACGGAUGAGAAGGUGGCGGAAGAACGCGCGGUGGUGAACGAGAUGCGCGGCACGCCGAUGGGCGUUGGCACGAUGGAGGAGAUUAUCGAUGAUGACCAUGCUAUCGUGUCGUCGACGACCGGACCGGAGUACUAUGUUUCCAUCAUGAGCUUUGUCGACAAGGAUUUGCUUGAGCCGGGAUGCUCGGUACUGCUGCAUCACAAGGGCGUGAAUGUUGUUGGUGUGCUUGCUGACGACACUGACCCGAUGGUGUCGGUCAUGAAGCUGGACAAAGCGCCAACUGAGUCUUAUGCUGAUAUUGGUGGACUCGAGGCUCAAAUUCAGGAGAUAAAGGAGGCAGUCGAGCUACCCCUGACCCAUCCCGAGCUCUACGAGGAGAUGGGUAUCAAACCCCCCAAAGGUGUUAUUCUGUACGGAGCUCCCGGAACAGGAAAGACUCUUUUGGCAAAGGCGGUCGCAAACCAGACCAGCGCUACCUUUUUGCGUAUUGUUGGAUCUGAGUUGAUUCAGAAGUACUUGGGAGACGGACCUCGCUUGGUGCGACAGAUUUUCCAGGUGGCGGCCGAUCAUGCGCCGUCGAUUGUGUUUAUCGACGAGAUUGACGCUAUUGGAACGAAGCGAUAUGACUCGACAUCGGGUGGCGAGCGAGAAAUUCAGCGAACUAUGCUUGAGUUGCUGAACCAGCUGGAUGGAUUCGACGACCGCGGAGACGUCAAGGUUAUCAUGGCGACGAACAAGAUCGAGUCGCUUGAUCCUGCACUGAUCCGACCGGGUCGGAUUGACCGAAAGAUUCUGUUUGAGAACCCGGAUCAAAACACGAAGCGCAAGAUCUUUGGCAUCCACACGGGCAAGAUGUCGCUUGGCGAGGACGUGGAUCUCGAGGAGUUUGUGGGCGCGAAGGACGACUUGUCUGGAGCGGAUAUCAAGGCUAUUUGCUCGGAGGCAGGUCUGCUUGCGCUUCGCGAGCGACGGAUGAAGGUUACUGCAACUGACUUCCGCAGCGCGCGCGAGCGGGUUAUGAAGAACAAGGUGGAGGAGAAUCUUGAAGGCUUGUACUUGUAGGUUCUUUUAGUUGGACUGAGUGUUGGUAGUAUGAGCCUUGUUGUAUCUGCACUGUUAGACCUGGCGGGUGCUCUUAUGAAUAUAUACAAUAUCAAAUAGGAAACUGUUUUAUAGUAAGAUGAGAAGCAGGCGGUGCAGCUGAGAUGCACAGACACUGAGCAACAGACACUGAUGAGCAACAACACUGAGCACACACGUACACACACUACAACAGCCACGACCAGUAAAAAUACUACACAGAUCAACACAUCCAGCAGCAACUUGAAACCAGACUCUUCUCUUCCCCACGAGGGCCAACGAGGAUCCUCCGGGUCUCCACCGGCACCGGCAGCGCUUUAAAGGCAGCAAAACUUUAUUUCUCGACGCGGGGUGCGGCUCGGGCGGACAGACCUCGGCAACG
Molecule: messenger RNA, 1987 nt
Organism: Myxozyma melibiosi
Lineage: Eukaryota; Fungi; Ascomycota; Lipomycetes; Lipomycetales; Lipomycetaceae
Product: 26S protease regulatory subunit 4
Exons: 4
Coding region: 259-1587 (442 amino acids)
Biological process (GO): proteasome-mediated ubiquitin-dependent protein catabolic process
Cellular component (GO): proteasome regulatory particle, base subcomplex
Molecular function (GO): ATP binding; proteasome-activating activity; ATP hydrolysis activity
Source: RefSeq, a predicted model, not a curated record